AUGCGUCGUGAAUUGUGAUCCUGACGACCUCUUAGUCGUCACGAGCUGACACGACUUGCGAUCAAUGCGGGGUUGCUGACGAUCAUCUUAUCUUCACGGUCCGAGAAUCCGAGAUUCACCAUCUCGAGUGCCCCGAGGUGCCUUCUGAGUCUAUUUUUGAGGCGCCUCAAAAAUUGACCAUCUCGAGUGCCCCGAGGUGGCUUCUGAGUCUGCUCGAAAGUGAUCCUAACCGAAAGUCUUCACGGUCCGAGUUUGACCGACUCGAGAGUGCACCGAUCACCUCUCGAGAGGGAUGGCGCUCGUGCUUAUCUGCGGCCAGCCGUGCAGCGGCAAGUCCACAGUAGCGAGGCAGCUUGUAGCGGCUCUCGAGGCUGCUAUUAACGAGCAACAGAACAGCUCUCCCAGCGAUAGAAGACUAAGUGUCAUCCUCCUAGGCGAGGAGCAGCUCCACAUUGGCCGAGACGAUGGCUACCAAAACAUGGUGGCCGAGAAGAACGUGCGGGGAUCGCUGCGAUCUGAAGUGGAUCGUGCGGUCGGCAAGGAUCGAAUCGUGAUCGUCGAUUCGCUAAACGCCAUCAAGGGUUACCGAUACGAGCUGUGGUGCCUGGCUCGCGCUGCUGCCACCAAAUACUGCGUGGUGCAUUGCGACGUGGCAGCAGAGACAGCAAGGGAGUGGAACGAAAGGCGUAGAGAGGCAGGCGAGCCUUGCUACUCCCCCCAUGUGUUGGACGAUCUGUUGGGUCGAUUCGAGAGGCCUGAGGGGCGCAACCGAUGGGACUCCCCUCUGUUUGAAGUACACCCUGCUUCCGAUCAAGCAGCAGAGGAGGCAGAGGGGAUGACAGGGGAGGUGGUGGCACUGCUGGUGGGAGGAAGAGGAGCAGCUAGCGGACAGGGGCGAGCAGGUCGGGCCCUGCAGCCAACCGUCGCCACACAAACAGCUACACAUUCAGAUGCCAACGUGCUUUAUGUAAUGGACCGAGCCACCAAGGAGGUGGUAUCAGCUGUAAUGGAUGCUCAGGCAUCGCUUGGAGGUGCCACAUCAGCAUUCACUGUAGAUUUGGGGGAAAACAAUAAGAUCGUGUUGCGGCGUCCUAUUGGUCUUCCAGAAUUGCAACGGUUACGUAGGACAUUUGUUCGUCUUGCUGGGCAAGCUGCUUUAUCUGGGAAUGCACCACCCAAGGAUGCAUCGUCAGCAAAGAGGUUUUUUGCUGAGUAUAUGGUGAGAGAGGUUACAUGAUGUAAUUAAUGCUUCUAUUCAUG
This is a messenger RNA of Closterium sp. NIES-67, 1260 nucleotides long. NCBI's taxonomy places the organism in Eukaryota, Viridiplantae, Streptophyta, Zygnematophyceae, Desmidiales, Closteriaceae. The record is from the annotation of a GenBank genome assembly.